AUGUUAAUUAGUAUACUUAUUACAUUAUUAAGUUAUAUUCAUAUUAGUGAAGGGUUAUUUCAAUGUAAAAAACUUGGUGAAACAUGUCAUAAAACACCAUUCGAUCGUUGUUGCGGUAAAAAUGCUUGUCAAUUAAAAGGUUGGAAAGGAAAAUGUGUUCCAUGUUUAAGCACUGGAGAUAGAUGCUUAAGAAGUAGAGAAUGUUGUAACGGUAAAUGUGUUUUCUUUAAAUGUAAAAAUAAGUGA
Messenger RNA from Schistosoma spindalis, 246 nucleotides. The record is from the annotation of a GenBank genome assembly. NCBI's taxonomy places the organism in Eukaryota, Metazoa, Platyhelminthes, Trematoda, Strigeidida, Schistosomatidae.